Molecule: messenger RNA, 3185 nt
Organism: Lathyrus oleraceus (garden pea)
Lineage: Eukaryota; Viridiplantae; Streptophyta; Magnoliopsida; Fabales; Fabaceae
Exons: 4
Coding region: 857-2935 (692 amino acids)
Source: RefSeq, a predicted model, not a curated record
AAGUAUUGAAUUUUAGUAACCUAUGCUUUCUAUUUGUUUGUACUUUCUAGGCAUGCAUUUUAUCAUUCUUAUAGUUUGUACGUUUUAUGUGUAUUUGGCUAUUUUUGUUAUAUCUUUAUCUCUGUUGCUGUCCUGUUGUAUAUACGUCCUGGGUUCUCUACACGUUCUUCUUAAGUUCAUUUAUUUUUAUGGUUAUCUUAUUCCUCUGACAACAUUGUUUGGUCAAAUUAUAUACCGGAAACUGGAAAAGAAAUUAUUUCUUUAACCCUUUUUGAGUCCUAGAAAAUAAAAGCACAGGCAUUAGUUGUUAAUAAACCUAUUUUAAAGAUAUAUAUAUUUUGUUUAAAUUUUUUUCUCUUUUAGAACUAUCCAACCUAUACAGAAGUAUUAAUAAGGUUUGAUUUGUUUGAAUCUUAUGCCAGAAAGAUGAAGCCCUGAACUUGGUUCACGACCUUGAUUUUCGUGUGCAACAUAAAUAUGUCCUUAUGUCUUCCCACCGUCAUAUCAUAUUGAUACAGUCUUAUAGUAUCUCAAAAUUAGUUUCGAUUUUUCUUAUUUAUUAUUAGGAUUUGUAUCCCUAUUUGGUUAGGACUUUGGGGCUUGAAUAAAGAAGCAGAUAAUAUUCACCACUUUUUAGUGGUGCACUGGUGAGUAAAGUAUCACGAGCUUCACUGCGGCUAUCCAAUGACCUUCAUCGUAUCUCCUAUUCCGUGAUUAGAAAGCCAUCCUGUCAUCUUUUGUGCUUCAUGUGAAAUAUCAAUCAAUUUUGAAGCCAUUGAUAUUUGCGUUGUUAUAUUUAUUGGUGGUUACAGUAACAUUUUUCUUCGGAAACUUCUGUGCUAAGCAUCUGUGUAAUAUGGAUCCAGAAGAGAGCAAGAUGGGCAUUGAGCAAAACAUCGAUCAAGAAGAGUGCAGAGUGGGCCCUGAGCAUAAUAUCGAUCAAGAAGAUAGUAAGACGGGCAUUGAGCAUAACAUGGACCAAGAAGAGAGCAGAAUGGACACUGAGCAUAAUAUGGAUCAAGAAGAGAGCAAGACGGGCACUGAGCAUAGCAACGACCAAGAAGAGAGCAAGACCGGCACUGAGCGUAACAAGAAACAAGAAGAGAGCAGGACGGGCACUGAGCAUAACAAGGACCAAGAAGAGAGCAGGAUGGGCACUGAGGAUAACGAAGACCAAGAAGAGAGCAGGACGGGCACUGAGCAUAACAAGGAACAAGAAGAGAGCAGGAUGGGCACCGAGCAUAAUACGGAUCAAGAAGGGAGCAAGAUGGGCACUGAGAAUCUUCCCGAGUUUUCUUCUAAUCCUAAUCCUCAGUCCUCAGAAAAAGAUGAUGGCAAAAAGGAUACUGAUCCUGCUGAAGGAUCUCGUAAACCAGAGUUGAGUGAGAAGAUUACUCCACGAUCAUUAAAGGCCAAAAAAAUUGUUAAGAAAUCUCUGGUUGGCAUUGCUAAAUUAAAGGCCAAGAAGCAAAAUAGUUCCUCUCUGAUUCUGAGGAAUAAAAUAUUUAGGAAGAACGAAAAAGUAGUGGACAAUGCUGAAAGCUCUCACAAUGCAGACGAGAAACCAAUUUCAGACAUUACCCAGCAGAAUAAAACAAAGGAUGAACAAACUAAGGAGGAAAAUAAGGAGGCUCAAAACAAUGUAGCGAAGGAAAGUCAGAAUAGGAGCAGUAAUGAAAAAAAUCCUAUGGAGGAGAGCCAUCAGGAUAAAAAAGAUUCGGAGAUCAAUCUGUUGGAUAAGACUGAACAAGAACAGAAGAAUAAAGAGAAGCUCAAAGAGUCAAAGAAGGGUUCUAGGAGGAGAAGAAACAAAAACAAGCAAAAUGGCAAGGAAAAGAGUCUAUCAAAUGACAAAAAGAGUGAAAGGCUUGGUGGUCUCAUCUUUAUGUGCAGUGCUAAGACAAAGCCUGAUUGUUUCCGCUAUCGUGUCAUGGGUGUUUCAGCUGCUAAAAAGGAUGAUGUUUUACAAAUCAAGCCUGGACUUAAGCUCUUUCUUUAUGAUUUUGAUCUGAAACUACUAUAUGGGAUUUACAAGGCUUCAUCUUCUGGUGGCAUGAAGCUUGAACCAAAAGCUUUUGGUGGAAAGUUUCCUGCCCAGGUGCGAUUCAAUAUUGUUUCUGAUUCUUUCCCGCUACCGGAAAGCAUUUUCAAAAAGGCUAUCAAGGAUAAUUAUAACGAAAAGCAAAAGUUCAAACCAGAACUUACUGUUGCACAAGUGAGGAAGCUCGCUAGACUUUUUCGACCAGUUGGGGCUCAUUCAGUUAUGCAGCCUGUUUAUGCUCCUCCAAAAGCAAUAAUUCGAGAAAGGGAAGUUCCGGGUCGGGUUAGGGGAUCACAACACCAUUCACACAGGGAAAGAGCUGCUGGACAUCGGUCUGAUCGUCGAGAGGAUAUUCCUCGUGAUUCAUUUCCUAUGGAGAAUUAUCGAGCUUAUGACCGAAGGAAUUUGGCAAGUACUUCUCAUGUUAAUCCCUUAGUGGAACCUUAUGAGAGAGAUUAUGAGCACCGUCUCCCAGAACCUCGCUACCGGAGCAAUGUUCCUGCUCAUGUUGAAAGUCUUCGCAGGGAUCCUAUUUAUUUGAAUGAACGUGAACAGCAGAGCUAUACUCGUGUUGUUUCUGACCAUAUAAAUGAUCCUUAUGCCUAUCGAUACGGUGCUCCACCUAGGGAUGCAUAUCUGCCUCCUUUACGUAGAGAGGCUCCUAUAAUUAGAGAGGACAUCUCGUAUUUGGUUGGAGGAAGACCUUUCUCCGGGACUGAUAACUUGCGAAGGAGAGAGAUCGUUGAAGAUAGGCAUUACUCAAUAUAUUCUGCUGCGGAUGCUUUGCCUGAUUACCGUCCAAUGCAGCCAUAUCGUGGAGACAAGUUGGAAGCCUCACCUUUACGAGUUUCAGCUCGUUACUCUUUUGCCGGCCCUUCGUUUUCUCGUCGCUAACUUAAAAAUGCAAUUUGAAUCCCUUGCCACUCCUUCCUUUUGAUGAUUGACAGAGAUAUUUUAAAUUUGUAUUAAUCCUAAAUGCUUAGGCACCUCUGGAUUCGGGAAAAAAAAUCUCCAUCUGAGUUUCAAAUGUUGUUUAAUUUAUUUAUGAGUCACCACUGCAAUUUAUAACCCAGACUAUGGAACGUUUGGUGAAUGGUAACGAUUAUGUUUAUCAAGUAACUCAUGAGAUUGGUCCCUUGGUUCA